Phanerochaete carnosa HHB-10118-sp is the source of this 3421-nucleotide messenger RNA. RefSeq lists its product as uncharacterized. Bases 1452 to 3350 code for a protein of 632 amino acids. The transcript has a single exon. Lineage: Eukaryota; Fungi; Basidiomycota; Agaricomycetes; Polyporales; Phanerochaetaceae. The record is from RefSeq and is a predicted model, not a curated record.
UCACAACAUUUACCUUAGGCUCCCCCAGGUGUAGAACAUCGGGGGGUGGUGUGCUGUGGGUGCGGAAAUCCAAUCUUCGGCGUACGUCACAAGUGUGUGGAAUGCAUCGGGUUCGACCUGUGCCAAGACUGCAUAUCCGUCGUGUCGCUCCGUUCUCAACAUGAACACACCCACACGCUCUUUCCGAUCGAGUAUCCUUGGGACCAUCGCCCAUUUCGUGAUUUAUCGAUAGUGCUGCAUAACAUUCAUCCCAGUGUCGGAUGUGAUGGCUGCCGUCGACGGCCGGUCAUCGGUGUACGUUACAAGUGCUUCUCAUGCGACGACUUUGAUUUCUGCUCUGCAUGCUUCAACAACAUCAAGAGGCGUUCCGCACACCAUAUCUCUCACGAGUUCUUUCCCAUCCGAAGCCCAGAAGAAGAAGCGAAAUUCCUUGCCGCGCGAGACAACGCUCAAACUCCUCCAACUUUCACGGGAGACCAUGGCCUGCUCCAUCCCCGGAGAGAUGUGACAGGAUGCGCCCCCUACGAUGGGACCGGUCGACGUUUCGACGUAGUAUGUAGCAAAUGUAGUAGACUCCCCGUCGAACACUGCUGCGUCGACUGUGGUGGCGACUAUGGACUUUGUACCGCUUGCGGCUUGCGUGUGCGAUCCGCAUGUCCGCAUGUCCCACAACCCUCUACAUAAAUUCACGCCGCUAGAGUCGUCUGCGGCACGGCUCGAGUCUGAACCACGUCCAUCCUUGGAGCACGACGACAUUGUGAGCCAGACCAAGUGCGGCGGCUGCCGACGUCGCAUCUUUCGUAUCCGACAUCAGUGUCUCGAAUGCCCCGACUUUUUGCUCUGUCAGCUCUACAUCUCCUCUCUCCAACGGCGCUCAGAGCACGGAAUCAGACAUCGGGUUUUCCCUGUCGAGUACCCGUGGGAUGUUGGCGCCUUUGAGACUGUCUACGCUACAUUGGAUGCACCGCGCUGUCGAGGUUGUGGCGUCAAGACCUCGUCGGGCUGGCACAAGUGUCUUUCAUGUCCGGACUUCGCCCUGUGCUCGUGGUGCAUGUCGGACCUAGACGUGCAUCUCAAGCGCGACCUUGGACAUCCCUUUUUACCUUACACAUCACACUCCGGGUCUGGAGUCGCCGAGCACGAAGCUAGGCGUCAGCAGUUCGCCACAUACGGGAAUUUUCUUGUCCUGCCAUACUCCGGCUUGGAAGGUACUAGCUUCGGCUCGGAACAUGAUAGCUCCUCUGACGGCGUAAGUCUCUCAACCUCAGUCUGGAAUAUUUCCUAUGUUCGUCCACUGAUGCCAAGACUUGAUUCUCAUUCAGGCUGCUACAGAACACAAAUCGCUUGUGCAGUCAAGAGUCUUCUUUGAGUUAUCGGGAACAUCUGUGUGUUUCUCAUGCGACUAUUUUCCGUGGACAUGCACCACUCCGCUGGUGGCAAUCCCUUAUUUCAUGAAUCCGCAGCCCACAGAGCUCAGCGAUCUCAGCGGGGAACGUGCCCGGGACGCCAUCUGGGGCAAGAUACGGAUGGCCGCCCCUGGCAUCAUGCCUGCCAACAACCUUUUCCAGCCCGAGCACCCAGUCACAGGCGAGACCUACACUCUCACUCCUCUCACUCCUUCCACCGUCCCUCUCCAGUGCGUACACAUUGGCCAAGGUGCAAUACCCAAUACACUCGCUGACAUCCCUUGCGACCUCCUGCCAAUCGACGAUCUGCUCGCCAAACUCAACAGUGUCCUUGGAAUGUUGUGUACGCUCGACACCCCUGGUGUUCGUGACUGCUUGGAGUACGCGAUCGGCGGUUCACACGAUUUCGGGGAGGUGUACGGAACACUGCGCUCGGAGUGGUCGGGCUGGCGGAGGCCUGAAGACCCUGCCGCGGCACUUGCCAGGAUGAAGAAGCGUCGUGAUGAGGUCCAACGAAGGCGGGACAACGCCAUUCGCGGCCAUUCCAUCCAGAACUCGCGAAUCCCUCCUCGACGUGUGUGGAACCUGUACAGCAACCGAGUCCUCCCAUUCCAUGUCAUGCCUUGGGCAAAUGGCGAGGGCGAGGGGUGUUUGCCCGAUGACCUGUGGACGGUGUCGCACAGCUGGGUCCGCGAACAAGACCGCGAGUAUGUCAUGACCGUGAUUAACGGACGCCAAUGGCGCGUCCCGAUUCCGCACGGCAUAUCACUCGACCACAUCCGCAUCGAGCUGCUCAACAUGGGCGCCGAAUAUGUUUGGCUAGACGUCCUCUGUUUAUGGCAGGAGGGCAUCAAGGACGACGACAGAGCUCGGCUCGAGGAAUGGGAGCUCGAUGUACCCACCAUCGGUCACAUCUACCAAGCCGAGCCAGAUGAGAGACGGUGCAUCACGUAUUUCAACGGCUUGGGGUUGCCAUUCGAUCUGUCGCCAGCAGUUGUCGAGUCGGAUCGGCACUGGUUCAGUCGCGUGUGGACCGUGCAGGAGACGCGGAAGAGCUGGCUACCCGGUGGACUCACUGUGACGCCUCACGUCGAUAGCCCGGGGUUCUUUUCUCGGCUGCAGGACGUCUUGCGAUGUCUGCGGAGAUUCGAUGCCAUUCGAGCCAUCAGGGAUCACCAUUGCACCACUGAACUCGACAGGAUCGCCAGUCUCGCUUAUUUCCUGGAGUGCAAGACGCUGCCGCUCUAUGAUCAGUCGGCUUCCUCAGAGUCUGCAUGGUUAUUGCUCAUCAAGCACAUGGAUGCAUGGUGGCGGGCAUCCCUUGUCUGCCAAUACGAGUCUGACGUGCCGUUUGGACUCUUCGUCUCAUGGACCACGUUCCUCGGACUGACGUCGCUACCGACGCUAGAGUUAUUUGCGCCAGAUUUGGAGCUGGUGGAUCCUCUGGACGUUCACACCAAUGAGCCAGGGCAGUAUUGGCAUACCCCACCUGCUACCGAGCCGUGCUGCAUUGUAUCCCCACCCGAUGACACACACCAAGGCACCGGACCACAGACGCUCCAACUCCACUUCUACGACCGCGCUGAUCCUAUUACUGCGCAAGUCUCUGCUACCAGAACACAUGGAUGUCUUGUUCCACAUGUUCCCUAUCGCUUUCUCACUUCUGCCGGGUUGUUAUCGGACAUAGCGGCCUGGGUUGCAGUUGAGGUGGUCGGAGAGCGGGACUUGCAAGACGAGAAAGCACUUGAGGUGAUCAAGGGGGGUGUCAUUCUUAUGGACAGACGCGAGGGUAGGAGACUCAAGGAGCUAGGAUUAGGGAGUGAAGAGACGACGGUGGUUUACUUGUCAAGUGAGGAUGCCCUGGCCAGGAGCGGGCAUGUCGACAAGUACAUGGAGGCAUUUAACAGGGCGAGAAAGAGCCAGAAGACGCAGAACGAGCCGUAAUGUAUUUAGUUAUGCGGAGCGAGAGUGUAUAUCACAAUUUAUGAGCCUACAGAUCGCAUAACGGGGUCUAU